Molecule: messenger RNA, 5878 nt
Organism: Notechis scutatus (mainland tiger snake)
Lineage: Eukaryota; Metazoa; Chordata; Lepidosauria; Squamata; Elapidae
Source: RefSeq, a predicted model, not a curated record
GCGGCGGCAGCAGGGCCGGAGGAGGGAAGAAAAAGGGAGGCAGCGCCGGGCAGAGAAGGAGGGCAGCGGACGGAGGCGUCGCCUUUAAAUGCUCUCAGCCGGGCGGCGGCGCGAAGGCAGCGCGCGUGGAGCCUCCGGGCGAGGGGAAGAAAAUAAUAAUAAUAAUAAUAAUAAACAUAAAACAAGAAAGCGCUCCGAUGCGUCCUGGACCAUGAACAGCCCAGCCGGCUCCGCCGCCCUGCGGGAUUCCCUUGCCGCUCCGCCGUCUCUCUGAAGCCCCACUCCGGCUGAUGCUUCCUCCUCCGCCAGCAUGUCCCGGCGAAAGAUCUCCUCAGAAUCCUUCAGCUCGCUCGGUUCGGACUACCUGGAGACCAGCCCGGAGGAGGAAGGCGAGUGCCCCGUGGCCAGGCUUCUCUGGAACGGCAGCCGGAGCCCCGCUGCCCAGUCCGGGGCUACUACUCCGGUGGCUACCGUUCCCCCGCCGCCGGAGGCUGCGGCGGCUGCGGCGGGUCUCCCCGGCCCGGUCCCCGCGGGUUCCCGGAGGGCUCCUCGCAGAAGGCGGGUCAACCUCGACUCCCUGGGCGAGAGCAUCAGCCGCCUCGCCGCCCCCACGCCACAGACCAUAAGGCAGACUCUCCAGAGGACACUCCAACAUUAUGAGCAUCAAGUUAUUGGUUACAGGGAUGCUGAAAAGAAUUUCCAUAAUAUUUCCAACCGAUGCUCCUAUGCAGACCAUUCUGGCAAUGAUGAAACUGAAGAUGUCUCAGGAAUUCUCCAGCGUACAGCAAAUAUUCUUGGUUUAAAGUUUGAGGAGCUACAAGAGAAGUUCGGGGCUGAAUUCUUCAAUAUCUGCUUCAGUGAGAAUGAGAGAGUCCUUCGAGCUGUGGGUGGCACCUUGCAAGAUUUUUUUAAUGGCUUUGAUGCUUUGCUGGAGCACAUAAGGACUUCUUUUGGGAGGCAGGUCACUUCAGAAUCCCCUUCUUUCCUAUGCAAAGAGCUCCCUGGAGGCAACCUUAUGCUUCACUGCUUCCAUCCCCAUCAAAUCGUUGGGUUUGCCAUGAUGGGCAUGGUGAAGGAAGCAGCAAGGAAGAUCUACCAACUGGAUGUCGAAGUGGAACAGAUUGUAAACGAUAAACUAUGUUCUGAGGACCUAAACCCAGGCAACUGCAGCUGUCUCACUUUUAUUAUCAAAGAGCGUGAAAAUGCAAAGAUCACAAAAGCGCUUCCUCUGGGGACAUCUCAAUCCCCCUCAGAUCUGAGGAUAAGCAUUAACACCUUCUGCCGUGCUUUUCCUUUCCAUCUGAUGUUUGAUCCCAGCAUGUUAGUAAUGCAGCUGGGUGAAGGACUAAGGAAGCAGCUGAAGUGCGAGGUUCAUAAGACGUUGAAGUUCCAGGACUGCUUUGAAAUCGUUUCUCCAAAGAUUGCAGCCGUGUUUGAACGUGUCUUGCUGAGACUGUCCACCCCUUUCGUGAUCCGAACCAAACUUGAAGCCUCUGGCUCUGAAAAUAAAGACAAGGUCAUGGAAAUCAAAGGACAAAUGAUCCACGUCCCAGAAUCAAACUGUAUUUUGUUUUUGGGCUCACCCUGUGUGGACAAGCUGGACGAACUGAUGGGUCGAGGCCUCCACCUUUCAGACAUACCAAUUCACGAUGCUACCCGUGAUGUCAUCCUUGUCGGGGAGCAGGCUAAAGCCCAGGAUGGCUUGAAGAAGAGGAUGGACAAGCUUAAAGCAACCUUAGAACGAACACACCAAGCUCUAGAAGAGGAGAAGAAGAAAACCGUGGAUCUUCUUAUCUCAAUCUUCCCGGAAGAGGUAGCUCAGCAGCUUUGGCAAGGGCAGCAAGUUCAAGCCAGAAAAUUUGAUGACGUUACCAUGCUCUUUUCAGACAUUGUUGGCUUCACUGCUGUCUGUGCCCAGUGUACACCCAUGCAAGUGAUCAGUAUGCUCAAUGAGCUGUACACCAGAUUUGACCACCAGUGUGGAUUCCUAGAUAUCUAUAAGGUGGAGACAAUAGGGGAUGCAUACUGUGUGGCGGCCGGGCUCCACAGGCAGAACCUGAAUCAUGCAAAGUCAAUUGCUCUGAUGGCCCUGAAGAUGAUGGAGCUGUCAGAGGAGGUGCUCACACCAGAUGGAAGACCAAUUAAGAUGAGAAUAGGGAUUCACUCAGGAUCUGUUUUGGCUGGAGUUGUUGGGGUGAGAAUGCCCAGAUAUUGUCUCUUUGGCAACAAUGUCACCCUAGCAAGCAAGUUUGAGUCAGGAAGUCAUCCACGUCGCAUCAACGUCAGCCCAACGACCUACCAGCUUCUGAAAAAGGAAGAAAAUUUUAUCUUCAUUCCUCGGUCCCGUGAAGAGCUUCCAGACAACUUUCCAAAGGAAAUUCCUGGGAUUUGUUAUUUCCUGGAGGUCAGAACUGGUCAGAAGCAGCCAAAGUCUUCUGUCGCGUCUGCCAGAGUGAGAAAAAUAUCCUACAACAUUGGCACCAUGUUCCUUCGGGAAACAAGCCUAUGAAGCCUGUUGCAGAUCAAAGACUCAUCAAAAAAGCACAAGCCCAGAACUGGGUCAUGACAAGAGAGAGGAGAUUCUUUCUUUUUCACUGCAUUGUUCCAAGAAAAGCAGUAAAAGCUGUGUGAAAUGUCAGGCAAUAAUUCUUUUUAAAGGUGGGUGAUUGUUGUCAGUAAACAAACUGGAAAGUGGCAAACAAGGGAGCAGGGAUUUCUUUUCUUUUUCUUUUCUUUUUUUUACAAAAUUCAAAUUAAAACAAAAUAUUUCUCUGUUGCCAGAGAAUCCUAUUGGUUAUAAAUGUCAGAAUGUUGGGGGGGUUAUUUGGUUUUGUUUUAGAAAAGGAAUCUAAAUUAAACAACUGUGCUUGGGAGAUAUCCCAAUAAAUCAAAGGUAGCUUGUAAGCUGCCUGGUUAUCAUUGGAUGCUAACUCCUAUCCACUAACAUGGCCAGGAAUAAUGAGGGUCAUCGUGCCAUAUUAACAUUAAGAGGGGCCGGGGUUGCUAACCAUAACAUCCAUUAAAAUAGAGUACUUUGUGGAUUGUGUUGAUUUCUUCUGAAAUGGGCCAUUGUUGUAUGCAAGUGUUGAACCCUUACUACUGUUCUUAUCCUCUUUUUAUCACAAUAGAAUUAGGAUUCUCCUGAUCUUUUAAUCAUGUGCACCUAAACAAUUUAUACAAGAGUUGUAAACAGUGUUAAGCCAAAGUUCAACCAGAGAUUGGUCAGAUUAUGAUACAUUCCUACUUUUGAGGGAUUUAUUGCUGUGGGUGAAAACAUUUCUGGUUGAUUGCCGUUCUUUAACCACUUCGUACAAAUACUGUAAAGAUUAUUUAUAACCUUUUUAGCAGAAGAAAAAUUUAAUUUGGGAUAUGAUGUAUUAAGGAUUUUACCCUUUUUUUAAAACCUACAUUUCACUUUUAGGGCAAUAUUCUAUAGCAACUAUGAAGCUGGCCAGCUUGUUUAUAUUUGAUAGGUAUCCAAUUUCUGAAGUUGGAUGAUUAUGAUACACAAUUUUAUUGCAGUCUGCAAAGAAUGAUAUUUUAGUGAUUUUCAUUUUCUUCCAUAUGUUUUAUCCAUCCGUGCCCAUGUUCACAUUAUUCAUGCUAAUAAUAGACGUCCAAUAUUGGGAUAGUAUUAGAAAAAGCCAUGAUGAUCAUGUCUGUGGAGAUUCUGUCAUCCAGGUCAUCCUUGUCUCAAAUUUGCCUUUUGAAUGUAAAAGCAUUUUUGAGACCAUGCCAAUCAUGUUUAAUAACUGGAAGUAGACUAUUCCAAAAUGGAAUCCUCAGUUACCCUUGUAGAAUUUUAACCAUUAUUAGAAGACUUCUCAGAUAUGCUUGUUACACUAAAUGUAACUCUAAUUAACACUUUUUUUUUCAUUAGUAGGUAAUGAGACACACCUAAAAUAUGUGAUUAGUACUUUACCCCCUGAACAUCUCCCACAUUGUUAUGGUAUGUCAUAUCCUUUGUUAUGUGGCUCACUCAAUCUACUGUUACCUAGUUACUAGCAUGGAUUAAAAUCUACAGCUAUAAAUAUUGUUGGAUUUAGAAAGUUUUUUUGGGGGAAACUGAUACAUCUACAAUAACUUUCAUGCUUAAUCAUAAUGAGAUAUAUUUUAGAAACAUCCCAUAUAAUAAAAUUCAGUCUUUGGAACUUCGAAAUGUUGAUGUUAGUUGAAAAAAAAAACUAUGAAUGAUGUUCAGUGCCUUAGAAAGCUUGGUUCCAUGUCUCUCUUUUAUUAUAUUUUCACCACCCUGAUUAUAAGUAUUGUUUUGUGGCUGUUAAAAUAUAUUCAAAAUUAAAUAAGUUUAGUAUUUGCAGUUAGGCUGCCAGUGUAAAAUGACAGACUACUUUAGAGAAUUCUGAUAUUUUGAGGUAACUUCUUUAGUGUUGGCAUUCGGGAGUGUCCACAGUAAUGGUCAGUACUUCAAAAUGGUAGGUGCAACCAAACAAUUGGAAACCUAAAGCAUGCAACACACAUUAAAAAAAGAACCUGCCAUUUUGAAGUCAGUAACUGUUGCUGCAGAUACCCCUGAAACCAUUUGAGAACUAUAGUUUGAUAAUAAUAAAAGUUCAUUUGGACCUUUUGGACACUUUGUAUCCAUUUUUCGUGCAAAAUAUUUCAGAGAGAUGUUUUCUUUGUAAAAUUUCUAAUAGUUACUGUAUAUCCUACAUCAGGUAGCUAAAUAUGCUUUAUAAUUUUAUGCUUUUCUAUAAAUGUAUCAACUACAUGGUCAUUCAAGCUUGAAAGUGUAUCAAGCAAUAUAUGGCUAACAGAUAACAUAUGGCCAUUCAGAUCUCAAGAAUGGUAAAAAAUCAAAGCUUUGUGCAGUGACAAGGCCAAUAAAAUUGUUGCAGCAUUCAUUUUUUAGGGACUACAGCCUAUUUUAUCAGAUGCAUGCAAUAUUUCUUUUGAUAAGCAUGAAUACAUAAGUUAUACUUAAUAAAUAUUGACAGAAAUAAAUAAGAGAAUGUGUAAGGGACAAUAUAAGUUUUAGAAUAUUUUUGUUGAGUUCAAAAAUAUUCAAAAAUAAGAACAGGACUUUUUGUUUUGAGUUCUGCAUAAAUUUACAUUUCAUGUUCUUUUUGCCAAAGUGUUUACGGUUUUUUUUUCCUCUGUCAAUGCACACAUAUCUCUCCCAGAAAAUUACAACAUUUCACCCAACAAAGUGGUGUCUAAUCCACAAAAGUCAGUGCCACAAUAAAUCUUGUUAGUUCUUAAAGAUGCUGCAAGAUUCUUAGCCACCUUGUGUGGCAUAAUUCAACACAGUUUCUGUUGAAUCUUGGUGAUUUAUACUUGUGUGAUUCUUGAUGUCUGAAGGUGAAACACAGGAGCACAUUAUACUUCUCCUAUCAUGUCUCCGGAGCUUUCUCAACAGUUAGGAGAGGGCUGGUAAAUCACUUCUGCAGUGAUAUCUACAACUGAAUAGUAAUUUGAAACUGGCUCUGUCUGUGACUUACAAAUGAGCACUCAAGUUCAUAUUUAUACAGCAGUUCUGAUGUUAAAAGCCAAACAGGGAUUUAAGAAGACAGAUGCUUGAUGUCCAUAGCUGUAAAGGUUGACUCCCUUUAGAUUCAAAUAGAGAGCAACAGGUUUCCAAGUCAGAAAAGAGGAAAGUUUUCAAAAAUUCACAAUUUUUCCAAAAUGCAGAGAACAACGGUCCAGAUGGCAUUGUGCUUUGAUUAGUCCAAAAGGUACUAAACCAGUCCAUUUUCCCCAACAAUUUGGAUUAUUCUAGCAUGAUGAUCAAGAUUGCAAGAAAUCAAUCAAACUCUUAAAAGAUAUUGUGCUCUUAGUUCUAAGUGGAAAUGUUUGAGAAAAGUUAAGUGAAUAAUCCACAUUGACAAAGCUGUAAAGAGACCAUCUGGGUUAAAAUAAG